AUGGAAAGAUUCAGAGAUGCUACAGAUGAGGAGGCAGCCUUGGUGUCCAGCUGGGCAUACUCCGCCUGGCGGGCCAUGGUCUCCGAAGGCCGCAAAGAGGAGACGGCGAAAUCCUACGCUCGUACCUUUGUCCGGCUUUUCGAGGAGGAGCGGAAGGCUCCCAGUGAGAUGGCCACGCAGGAGUUCUUCGAACUCACGAAGGCAUCGCCCAAGAACAAAAGUGGGAACGGCCAGCGAGCUGCUUCCGUUGCCGCUUUCCGUAAGUUUUACGACAGCAUCCAGGGAGAUGUCUCCAAGCUGGAGCGGCCGGACGAGACCCUCAAGUUCUGUCAGGUCAGUUUGCCUGGAAUGAUCAAAGCCCGAGCGCCCAAGAGGAAGGAGCCAGAGUCAGAGGCCGCGCAGGCGAAGGAGAGCAACGGCCCCGUCGCAGAGGCCGAGAACGGCAGGACUGUCAAGAAACGCAAGCGCGAGCCUCGCCACGAGGAUGUUGAGGGCACG
Molecule: messenger RNA, 498 nt
Organism: Symbiodinium necroappetens
Lineage: Eukaryota; Dinophyceae; Suessiales; Symbiodiniaceae
Source: the annotation of a GenBank genome assembly